Achroia grisella is the source of this 946-nucleotide messenger RNA. Its product is annotated as BCL-6 corepressor-like protein 1. The transcript is spliced from 2 exons. The record is from RefSeq and is a predicted model, not a curated record. NCBI's taxonomy places the organism in Eukaryota, Metazoa, Arthropoda, Insecta, Lepidoptera, Pyralidae. Bases 41 to 946 code for a protein of 301 amino acids.
GUAAUGUGAUACCGCUGUGAUCUCAAUUUAAAGAAUUAUAAUGGCGUUUGUUAUUUUUUUAAUGGUGCUGUUAAUAUCGAGCAGAGUAAUAUUAACGAAAGAAAUUGAAGAUAAUACAAAGUUAUCAGAGCUCAUAGAAAAAGAUGGAAUAAAGGAAAUUCCAAACCCUACUAAGAAUUUAAAGCGAGCAAUUUAUCAAACUGGCUAUGGAACGUUGCCAUAUUUGGGAUCUCCAUUCGGUACAGCGAUUACUCCUUCUUUUGGUGUAUCACUUGUUAGUCCUACAGCACCUGCUAUUUUACCAGCCAUUGCUUCUCCUGCCCCGGCAGUAGUAGCUGCAAGCCCGGCUGUACCAGCACCUGUUCUCACAGCCCCUGCAGUACAAACUUCAGUCGCUAUAGAGCCUAACCCAGUUAUUCUAAGGCAGGAAGUUCCAAGAUAUAUCACUCGCACGAUAACUAGGGACAUCCAGGUGCCUGUUCAUGUACCAGUACCUGUACCUGUAGUGCAUAAAGUUCCAGUGGAGGUGACAAAACAAGUGCCGGUAUAUUACGAAAAGAAAGUGCCAUACCCUGUUAAGGUUCCAGUGCCGGUAUCUGUUCCGGUUCCGGUGCCUGUGGAGAAGCAAGUGGCUGUCGAUUGGCCAGUUUAUGUUGAUCGACCCGUACCUGUUCCACACGCGGUGUACGUCGAUCGGCCGGUCAAUGUUCCAGUGCCAGUGCAAGUGGAUAGACCUGUACCAGUGCCACAACCGGUGAUAGUAGAGAGGCCAAUACCGCUGCCUCAACCUGUGGCCAUUGAAAGAAGAGUACCGGUGCAAUUAGCAUCCCUUUCAUCCCUACCAGCUUUAUCUACUAUACCUGCCAUACCUUCAGGUGCUGCGGUGCCGGUAAGAUCGCUCGGCUUACCGUCUUCAGACUUAUCUUUUUUAAAUCUUGGUUUAUGA